Messenger RNA from Ruditapes philippinarum (Manila clam), 1282 nucleotides. Its product is annotated as cell cycle control protein 50A-like. Gene Ontology annotation, cellular component: Golgi apparatus; plasma membrane; endoplasmic reticulum. Lineage: Eukaryota; Metazoa; Mollusca; Bivalvia; Venerida; Veneridae. Bases 78 to 1238 code for a protein of 386 amino acids. The transcript is spliced from 10 exons. The record is from RefSeq and is a predicted model, not a curated record.
CCAAACAAACUUGUGGUGGUGUACCUUCAAUAAAUAUCACGCACUUUAAUUCUCACGACACGCCAAAAUAUUUCAAAAUGGCGAACGGUACACCAGGAACUCCGGGUCCUGAAGCGGAAAAAGCUGCUAGUCGACGUCCAAAAGAUACAAAACUCAAACAACAGAGACUUCCAGCAUGGCAACCCAUUUUGACAGCUGGCACUGUUUUACCAGCUUUCUUUGCCAUAGGAUUGGCAUUUAUACCUCUUGGAGUUGUUCUACUAGUUACAUCUAAUGAUAUUCAGGAAUAUAGAUACGACUACACACAGUGUGUCAAUAGUAAUGAAGACAAGUGUGCUGACCUUCUCACAAACCUUACAGCCACAGGGCAGACAUGUACAUGCACAUUUAAGAUAGAGUUGAAAGAGGAUUUUGUGGGCACAGUAUACAUGUAUUAUGGACUCACAAACUUUUAUCAAAACCAUCGACGUUAUGUACGUUCACGAGACGACAGCCAGCUACAUGGUUACGAUGUAGAUAGUUUAUACAGUGAUUGUGAACCAUUCAAGACUAAGAAGUUAAACACAUCCGUUGAGAUGAAGAUCGCACCUUGUGGUGCUAUUGCCAACAGUCUGUUCAAUGACUCAUACACAUUUGUAUAUAAGGGAGAUGGAACUAAGAAUGUAAAUGUAUCAAUGUUGAGAACAGGCAUCGCCUGGGCGUCUGAUAAAGAUGUGAAGUUUGGUAACCCUAGUUCUAAGAAUGGUUCUGAUGAUCCAUGGGCAGGAUUUACAAAUCCGCCCAACUGGAACAACAAGAUGGUGUAUCAGCUUGACCCGGACGAUGAGAACAACAACGGAUACAAGAAUGAGGACCUCAUUGUCUGGAUGAGGACGGCUGCCUUGCCGACGUUCCGUAAACUUCACCGCAGGAUUAAUCAUCAGCAAACAGAAUUCACUGACGGUCUCCCAAAAGGACAGUAUGAAGUUACCAUUGAUUAUGCCUACCCGGUAACAUUGUUUGACGGAACUAAGAGUAUUAUAUUGACAACAACCUCAUGGCUCGGCGGCAAGAAUCCAUUCCUCGGAAUAGCAUAUCUCGUUGUCGGAUCAAUCUGUAUCUUGCUGGGAGUUAUAUUCCUGCUCAUUCACCUGAAAUGGGGACGCAAUAUUUCAGACAUUGCUAGUAUGUUUGAGCAAAGAACAGAUUUGAUAAAACAUAUGGACAAGAACUUCAGAGAUGAUCAAUGUGACGAGUAGAACUACAUUCAACUGAUGAUGAUGAUGAUGAUGAUGAUGACGAU